Messenger RNA from Drosophila elegans, 1145 nucleotides. RefSeq lists its product as uncharacterized. Lineage: Eukaryota; Metazoa; Arthropoda; Insecta; Diptera; Drosophilidae. The record is from RefSeq and is a predicted model, not a curated record. The transcript has a single exon. Gene Ontology annotation, molecular function: ubiquitin protein ligase activity. The coding region runs from base 92 to 916 and encodes 274 amino acids. Gene Ontology annotation, biological process: protein ubiquitination. Gene Ontology annotation, cellular component: cytoplasm.
AUCGCCUGGGCACACUAAUUCCCCGGCGUUCUUGUUUUGAUUUUGUUUUUGGUCGUUUAUUUUGAUUUCUCGAGAGGAUGCAUCCCCCGCCAUGCUGUACACUCUAGUCCUGGUAGCGGAGUUCGUGGACGAGUUCCUGCUGCGUCCACUGGCCAUACUGAUCGAUGCGGUGGUCACCAGCGUGUACUAUUUCCUGUGGGGCAGCUACUUCGUUGGAUACUGUUUGGUGGAGGGCAGCACGCGGGCCUGGAACCUGGUGAGAUGGGCGGCCAGCGAAGUCCACAGGGUCUAUUGCGACCUGUGCCUCAUCACGCUGGAUGUGACGGACUACUUCUACGGCGGCACCAAGGGUGGCCUGAAAAGUGCCAGAGAUUUCGGACAAUCCUUGGCUAUGUUAUUCUGCAAUUUGCUCAUUGAACUGGGGAAUUGCACCUUGUGGGUGUUAAUGCUGCUCCCAAGGCUCAUACUGUGCAUUAUUGAUUACCUUCUGGACUUUGUAAUGCACUCCAUUGUGGCCCGUGGCCUGAGCCUGCUGAACAGCGUUUUUCGACUCUCGAUAGGAUUGUCCCUGCUGCUAAUCCUCUACAUGUUCCGGCGCUAUGUGUUCUUGCUGCUCAUCUACCUGCUCCAACGUGUCCGCACCGAGAUCUCAACGAAGACGCAAAGCGUUUACCUCUGGACUGAUCAGCAGUUGAAGCGUUUUAUGCAGAAUAUAAGGAAUGAUCCGGGCAAUGCCGGAUCUCCUAACCGCGGAGGCUGUGUGGUCUGCAUGGAGCGUAGCAGGAACAUCGUCAUCAUGCCCUGCCGACAUCUCUGCCUCUGCAAAGAGUGCUCCCAACAACUGCUUCUUCGUUUAGAGAAUCGUUGUCCAGUGUGCCGCAACUACAUCAGUACAUUUUUGCCAGUCUACAUUUGAUACUACCUAUUUUUGUAAAUUGUCUAAAACUUAUCAUAAAUGUAUAUAAGACUGCCAAUUCGAAUUUAGCUUUAAGAAGAAAACAACCAAAUGCCAUUGGUUAAAGACAAUCUUUAAGGACAGAAGGAAAAUAUCUUUGUUUGCACAAACAAAUACAACUAUCAUGUUCGCAAAAGCGCAAUAUAAUUUUAAAUGCAAAAUAUAAACUAAGCCCCCGAAAACAUUAAAA